Phyllostomus discolor (pale spear-nosed bat) is the source of this 2134-nucleotide messenger RNA. It is a transcript of the gene ENOX2, whose product is annotated as ecto-NOX disulfide-thiol exchanger 2. Gene Ontology annotation, biological process: ultradian rhythm. Gene Ontology annotation, cellular component: plasma membrane; external side of plasma membrane. Lineage: Eukaryota; Metazoa; Chordata; Mammalia; Chiroptera; Phyllostomidae. The transcript has 13 exons. The record is from RefSeq and is a predicted model, not a curated record. Gene Ontology annotation, molecular function: protein-disulfide reductase activity; RNA binding. The coding region runs from base 70 to 1884 and encodes 604 amino acids.
ACUAUCUUCUGCAGAAAUGACUAGAAACCUAAGUCCACGGUUCAGAACCACACAGUGCAAAGAGAUUUUAUGUGGAUGUGGGUCUAUGAAAUAAGCAUUGCAACUGAUAAUAGAACUUUGAAUGUGGAUUCCACUGCAAUGACGCUACCUAUGUCUGAUCCAACUGCAUGGGCCACAGCAAUGAAUAAUCUUGGAAUGGCACCACUGGGAAUUGCUGGACAACCAAUUUUGCCUGACUUUGAUCCUGCUCUUGGAAUGAUGACUGGAAUUCCACCAAUAACUCCAAUGAUGCCUGGCUUGGGAAUAGUACCUCCUCCAAUUCCACCAGAUAUGCCAGUAGUAAAAGAGAUCAUACACUGUAAAAGCUGCACACUUUUCCCUCCAAAUCCAAAUCUUCCACCCCCCGCAACCCGAGAACGACCACCAGGAUGCAAAACGGUAUUUGUGGGUGGCCUGCCUGAAAAUGGGACAGAGCAGAUCAUCGUGGAAGUGUUCGAACAGUGUGGAGAGAUCAUUGCUAUUCGGAAGAGCAAAAAGAACUUUUGUCACAUUCGCUUUGCUGAGGAAUACAUGGUGGACAAAGCCCUUUAUCUUUCUGGUUACCGCAUUCGCCUGGGCUCUAGCACUGACAAGAAAGACACAGGCCGGCUCCAUGUUGAUUUUGCACAGGCUCGAGAUGACCUCUAUGAGUGGGAAUGCAAACAGCGUAUGCUAGCAAGGGAGGAACGCCACCGUAGAAGGAUGGAAGAAGAAAGAUUGCGCCCACCAUCCCCACCCCCAGUGGUUCACUAUUCAGAUCAUGAAUGCAGCAUUGUUGCUGAAAAACUAAAAGAUGAUUCCAAAUUCUCAGAAGCUGUGCAGACCUUGCUCACUUGGAUUGAGCGAGGAGAGGUGAACCGUCGGAGCGCCAACAACUUCUACUCCAUGAUCCAGUCGGCCAACAGCCAUGUCCGCCGCCUAGUGAAUGAGAAAGCUGCCCAUGAGAAAGACAUGGAAGAAGCAAAGGAGAAAUUCAAACAGGCCCUUUCUGGAAUUCUCAUUCAAUUUGAGCAGAUAGUAGCUGUGUACCAUUCUGCCUCCAAACAAAAGGCAUGGGACCACUUCACAAAAGCCCAGCGUAAAAACAUCAGCGUUUGGUGCAAACAAGCUGAGGAAAUUCGCAACAUACAUAAUGAUGAAUUAAUGGGAAUCAGGAGAGAAGAAGAAAUGGAGAUGUCUGAUGAUGAAAUAGAAGAAACAACAGAAACAAAAGAAACUGAGGAAUCUGCCUUAGUAUCACAGGCAGAAGCUCUGAAGGAAGAAAAUGACAGCCUCCGUUGGCAGCUUGAUGCAUAUCGGAAUGAAGUAGAACUGCUUAAGCAAGAACAAGGCAAAGCCCACAGAGAAGAUGACCCAAACAAGGAACAGCAGUUAAAACUCCUGCAACAAGCCUUACAAGGAAUGCAACAGCAUCUACUCAAAGUCCAAGAAGAAUACAAAAGGAAAGAAGCUGAACUUGAAAAAAUCAAAGAUGACAAGUUACAGGUGGAAAAAAUGUUAGAAAAUCUUAAAGAAAAGGAAAACUGUGCUUCUAGACUGUGUGCAUCGAGCCAGGAUAGUGACUACCCUCUUGAGAAGACCCUGAACAGCAGUCCUAUCAAAUCUGAACGUGAAGCAUUGCUAGUGGGGAUUAUCUCCACAUUUCUUCAUGUCCACCCAUUUGGAGCAAGCAUUGAAUAUAUCUGUUCCUACCUGCACCGUCUAGAUAGUAAGAUCUGCACCAGUGAUGUGGAAUGUCUCAUGAGCAGACUUCAGUAUACCUUCAAACAAGAAAUGACUGGAGUUGGAGCUAGUCUGGAGAAGAGAUGGAAAUUCUGUGGCUUUGAGGGGUUGAAACUGACCUGAAUCCAUCUGCCUAACAACCUGGGAUCCUGAAAAUAAAUGUGUGUUGGACAAGCUUAGAAAGUGAUUUCUGUUUUCAAUGGUUUCCAAGUGGAAAUUGAUUUAAAUUGUUCAGCUCAUUCCUGGAAUCUAUUUUGACGUAAAACAAGGAUCCUACAGCACCUUGAGCUACAGGCCCUAAAAAGAAAUUGACUCAAACCUCAAGUGCUGUAACUUCCUCCCUUUUUGUCCAUUGAUUCUUUGUUUUUAUUAG